AUGGACUAGAUUUAAGUCAUCCUAGUGAAAGAGCAUUUCGAAAACGAUUGUACAGAGAUUAGGUUUUUGGUCAAUAACCAAGAGGUUUUACCGAAAAUAAGUAUCAAAUUAAUAGAAGAUUAUUCUGAGGAAUUUUCAUCAGCUCUAUAUAAACAUCUAUUGAAUCACGUUUAGAAGGAGUGUCGUUUUCUAUACUUUAACGAGCCUUUGGAAUGCAAGAAACAAAAAAGGUUCAAUUUGAUCUCUCAAUUAGGAGUAGAUGUUAUACUAAAAAUAUUAAACUUAAAUUAUAUACCAAUAAUUCGAACUAAUUAUUCUCGUUAUAUCCUUGAAGACGUAAUUUUUACCACUUAGCCUUUUCAAAAGGGUAAAAGAUCGGUAAUAGAAAAACUGAAUUAAAGUUGGGAAACAUAAUGCAGAUUGAAAUCUAAAAUCACAAAAGAAUUCCUUUAAAUCAUAGAAGAAUUCAAAUUUUACUACCGUAUAGAUAUAUUAAUCACUUCAAAUUUCAAGCCAAUAAAAUAGGAAAAGUAUUCGGACUAUGAUGUACUUUAUGUACCAACUGAAGAGUUAAUAUUUUUAAAAACCAAUAAAAAAUAAUAGUUAUCGCUCUUAUUUCAGAAUUUAGAGCAAAUAAUUAAACAUGAUUAGUUAAUUUGA
Messenger RNA from Paramecium tetraurelia, 660 nucleotides. RefSeq lists its product as uncharacterized. The transcript has 2 exons. Lineage: Eukaryota; Ciliophora; Oligohymenophorea; Peniculida; Parameciidae. The record is from RefSeq and is a predicted model, not a curated record.